GCGUCGUUAGGUGCUUCCACAGCAGAUAUUAGGGAGUGCCUAACGAUGCGGUACGACAUCAAAGAGCUUAAACAACAUCCAUACUAUCCCUCCUCAAUAACAAUUUUAUUGGUCUGUGAUAGCAACGUCAUGAUGAAUCCGUGGCAAGGGGUUACCUAGCGUCGGAUCGAGCAUGGCCCGUGUAGCAAUCUCAAAAUAUUAUUGUCUCCUAUGACAUUGAAAGGUAAAAUAACACCGGAGCUGAAAUUUCUUGUUGAUUCCACCGUGCACGUGUUCAUUGACAGCCAGAUAACAUUGAUUAGGUUUCCAACAGUUCCCCGGAACGUUUCAUGGAAGAACACUUAAAUUGCACACAUUUUGGAGCUUGUAUGCUUCUCAAGAACACCCACUUCAGCAGCAUCGUCACAGAUUAGACAGCGCCAACAGCUCUCAACAGAUAUAGAUCUACUCACCGUCAUGUCCACUCGCUUCUCCUCUUCUUUCCUCUAUAUUCUACUUGCCUUGACAGCUUUUGUCGCUACAAGCUGUGCAUUCACAACCUUCAACUAUAAUUACUAUCCUCGCGGCGAGACCGCUACAGUUCAAAAUACUAUUGCCGAGGUGGCUCGCGAGACCCCAGCUGUCUAGGUGCUUCGUGUAAGCCUUGCUUCGCCUCAAACCCAUUGCAUUAGCCUCACGGCGUUGAUUUUGUACACAGGCCAAAAGCUUACAACUACUGGUGGUGUGAACUAGACCGAACUGACUUUCCACUUCGUUUGUCGAACUUUACACCAGUGAUGUGACAGGCACACUCGAUUAUUCCGAAAGUUUUGACUCAUGUGUUUGUCAUAGUAGAAAUGUUGAAAUUCGUUUAUAUCAGUUUGACAGUUUCGAGUUUUGUACGCCUCUGAACAACUUCUUCCAAACAUCUACAUAUUGUAAGCAGAUGUAGUCUAUUUAUAUAAGUGCC
This is a messenger RNA of Suillus subaureus, 949 nucleotides long. RefSeq lists its product as uncharacterized. The record is from RefSeq and is a predicted model, not a curated record. The coding region runs from base 457 to 627 and encodes 56 amino acids. Lineage: Eukaryota; Fungi; Basidiomycota; Agaricomycetes; Boletales; Suillaceae. The transcript is spliced from 5 exons.